AUGUUUCAUUGCAACGGGUGGACAUUCACUUGGGGAGUUGCAGCACGAGGAGGAACCAAUGGGAAACAUAAUCAGCAAUCACUCCUAAGCCAUCCUGUUGAAGUUCUCACAGGGGGUGCAGCACCACCAGCAGCUUUAUUAGAGAAGAUUGAAAAACUGGGCUUUCAUGUAACGCAUGCUUAUGGUUUAACCGAAGCAACAGGACCAGCAUUAGUUUGUGAAUGGCAAAGAAAAUGGAAUGUAUUACCAGCUCAUGAGCAGUCAAAACUGAAAGCAAGACAGGGUAUUAGUGUUCUUUCUCUUGCAGAGAUCGAUGUGAAAGAUUUAGGAACAAUGGCGAGUGUGCCAAGAGACGGAAAAUCGGUAGGGGAGAUCGUUUUACGGGGAAGUAGUGUUAUGAAGGGUUAUUUCAAAGAUGAAGAAGCAACACGGAAGGCUUUCAAAAAUGGUUGGUUUCUCACCGGUGAUGUUGGUGUUAUACAUACAGAUGGGUAUUUCGAAAUUAAAGAUAGAUCAAAAGAUGUGAUAAUUUCAGGGGGAGAAAAUAUACGCAGUGUCGAAGUUGAGGCUGUAUUGUAUCGACACCCUGAUGUUUUAGAAGCUGCUGUUGUUGCAAUGCCUCAUCCAUUCUUCAUCGAAACUCCUUGUGCUUUUAUUACAGCGAGAUCGAAAUAUGUUAACAAGAAUGAAGAAACUAAGAAAGAAAGAGGGAUGAUUGAAUUCUGUAGAAAAUCUCUUCCUCAUUUUAUGGCUCCUAAAAAGGUUGUGUUCCUGCAGGAACUUCCGAAGACUGCCACAGGAAAAAUUCAGAAAUUUGGAUUGAGGGCUCUGACGAAAACAUACAACCCACCUAGAUCCUCAUCAACACCACAGAUUAAGAGUAUUCAUCAGCAAACAACAGCUCGGUGCAGUUAUGUACCUAAUGAUCAUCAACAUCUUAAGCUUGAGCAAGUUCAUGCUAUGCCUCGUCUCUAA
This is a messenger RNA of Papaver somniferum (opium poppy), 975 nucleotides long. Its product is annotated as butyrate--CoA ligase AAE11, peroxisomal-like. NCBI's taxonomy places the organism in Eukaryota, Viridiplantae, Streptophyta, Magnoliopsida, Ranunculales, Papaveraceae. The coding region runs from base 1 to 975 and encodes 324 amino acids. The transcript is spliced from 2 exons. The record is from RefSeq and is a predicted model, not a curated record.